UAGAAUUAAUCUGGGUUGGUGCACGGAAUUCCCGCUUCUCCCUCCUUUCUCUGAAUUGUCAACCUGACUGACUGCCGUUUCAUCUCUCUCAAACUUUGAACUCCCAAAACCAAGUCAAACAAGUAACACACACACAGACUCCAUUAUUUCCAUCCUCUCACUUUCCUCCUCAUUUCUUCUCACUUUUCUUCUCCGAUUCCUCGAUUCAACAACAUACCUUCCUGCUACGCGCUCGUUCCUUCUUCUACAAACUCCGAAAGGGUUUUGUGGUUUCUUCGCUAGAUCUAGUAAUUAGAGUGGUGUUAUUUAGCAUAUGAACUCUAUUAUCUAGCUUGUUUUCGCCAUGGAAAAUCAACAAUUGGUGGAUGCAACUUCUCAAGCUGUUGAGAAGCUGCAAGUGGAUUCCUCUGCCAUACAGGAUGAACAAUCGAAGGAACAUGUGAAAGAUGUUAGGCCUGAGUCUAAUACUCAUGAGGGAACAAGUGACAGUGUUGUCGGAGAAUCUGAAUUGGCUCAGAGGAAAGAUGAGAGUACUAGGGAUUGGGAGUCUGGAACUGAACAAGAAAACAUAGAGGCUAAAUCUGAAACUGAAGUCAAUUCUGAUGGUAAGGUUGAUGCCGGUGGAGAUUUUGAGCCUAAAAGUCAAGAAACAGAUAUAGGUAAUAAUUCUGGACAGAAUGACUUGAUGAAAGAGGAGGAUGAUAGUAGAGAUGAAAUUCCAACUGAGGACAACAAUUUGGACCCUGUGUUUGAUGGAACUGAGAUUCCGGGAAUGGAAGCCAACCGGAGCACCUCUGGCCGUAGGUUCGAUGCAGGGCCGGACACUCCAGGUGUGGUUGAGAAAGCAGUUGCUCUUAAAAAUUUUGUUAAGCAGAAAAGUGCAGUGGCAGUCUCCAAUGUGCUGCGUCGCCUUUCUGGAAAAAGUGAUGAUGGUGUUGUGGGUAAUUCUGAGGGUGAAGGUAAGGAUGUUUCUCCUGAGAAGGCUGUGGAGAAAUCUGGCUGGAAUCCCUUGAAUUAUAUCAAGAAAUCGUCUGAUGUUGAUCUUGAAAACAUAGCUGAGCAGAGGGAUUCAAUAACAGAAGGUUCAGCACCACCCAUAGCAAUGAAAGGAAGGAUUAUGCUUUACACAAAACUAGGGUGCCAAGAAUCUAAAGAGAUUAGGCUAUUUUUGCGUACGAAAAGGCUUGGAUAUGUGGAAAUCAACAUAGAUGUAUAUCCCAGUAGAAAGGUUGAGUUGGAAAAGAUUUCUGGAUCGACUUCUGUUCCUAAGGUUUUUUUCAAUGAAAUACUUAUUGGAGGCUUGAGUGAGCUAAAGACCUUAGAUGAGUCUGGAAACCUUGAUGAGAAAAUUGACUUUCUGAUUGCUGAAGCACCAUUGUUUGAAACCUCAUCACCGCCUCAUUCUGGAGAAGAUGAUGAGUCCAGCACUGGAGCACCUGAUGAACUGGCUCUUAUCGUCCACAAGAUGAAAGAAACUAUUGCUGUGAAAGACCGAUUGCACAAAAUGCGCAGGUUCACUAACUGUUUUCUGGGCUCAGAGGCUGUAGACUUCUUAUCAGAAGAUCAAUAUUUGGAAAGGCAUGAGGCUGUUGAUUUUGCACGAAAGCUUGCCGGCGAAUCCUUCUUUCGGCAUGUUCUUGAUGAGAAUCUAUUUGAGGAUGGUAAUCACUUGUAUCGAUUUUUGGAUGAUGAUCCAAUUGUGGUGUCACAAUGUCACAACAUUCCUAGGGGCAUAAUUACCGUGAAGCCGAAGCCUCUGGCAGAAAUUGCAUCAAGGCUAAGGUUUCUCUCCAAUGCAAUGUUUGAAGCCUUUGUUUCUGAAGAUGGACGAAUUGUUGAUUAUACAAGUCUGCAUGGAAGUGAGGAGUUCGCAAGGUAUCUGAGGAUUGUCGAAGAGCUCCAACGAGUAGAAAUAUUGGAUUUGUCUAGAGAAGAGAAGCUCGCGUUCUUUAUUAAUCUCUAUAAUAUGAUGGCCAUCCAUGCAAUCUUGGUACUGGGUCAUCCAGAUGGGGCACUGGAAAGAAGGAAAUUAUUUGGAGAGUUCAAAUAUGUUAUUGGUGGGUCCACCUACUCCCUUUCAGCUAUUCAAAAUGGCAUAUUGAGGGGAAACCAGAGACCACCAUAUAACAUGACGAAGCCAUUUGGUGCUAAAGAUAGGCGUUCAAGGGUGGCACUUCCUUACCCUGAGCCUCUUAUUCAUUUUGCUUUGGUGUAUGGUACCCGAUCUGGGCCUGCACUGCGGUGCUAUUCUCCUGGAAAGAUUGACGAAGAACUAUUGGAUGCAGCUCGUAAUUUCUUAAGACAUGGAGGGGUUGUAAUAGAUUUUACUGCAAAGGCUGUACAAGCUACCAAGAUCCUUAAAUGGUAUAGUAUAGAUUUUGGUAAGAACGAGGUAGAGGUGAUCAAGCAUGUGUCAAACUAUUUAGAUCCAGCAGACUCAGAAAUAUUGUUGGACCUGCUUGCUACUUCUGAGUUGAAGGUGACAUAUCAGUCUUAUGACUGGGGUUUGAACUGCUAGCAUGUGCUAUCAAAGUUCUGUUACUUAGACUGAUACAAAUUUUUCUAUUAGUCAAAUUACCAAAAAAUAAAUCAAUAUCUUGUAAACUUUUCCGACCAGUUUUUACCCUCUUUACAGAGGGGUACAUGAGGAAGACCAAAGGUCCACAGAAAAUAUGUAUCUAUUGCUAUAAGUACUCGAUACUUGUCCUGUUGUCCAUACUUUCAAGUUUAAUGCAACUUAUGAUGGUCCAUCACAUAUAA
Lotus japonicus is the source of this 2760-nucleotide messenger RNA. RefSeq lists its product as uncharacterized. The coding region runs from base 344 to 2518 and encodes 724 amino acids. Gene Ontology annotation, biological process: intracellular signal transduction. Lineage: Eukaryota; Viridiplantae; Streptophyta; Magnoliopsida; Fabales; Fabaceae. The record is from RefSeq and is a predicted model, not a curated record. The transcript is spliced from 7 exons.